This is a messenger RNA of Phyllotreta striolata, 1638 nucleotides long. The record is from the annotation of a GenBank genome assembly. NCBI's taxonomy places the organism in Eukaryota, Metazoa, Arthropoda, Insecta, Coleoptera, Chrysomelidae.
UUGUUUUCCGACAGUUAAAUUUAUAAAAUGAUCCUACUGAUGCGAAGACUUCUCCAAAAACUUUCCACGCACAAACUUUCUACGGGGAUAAAACUUUCCGCACAACCCCGGUUCACCACCGCGUCGCGUUAUAAAUCCAAAUACUACACGUAUGUGCGGGAACCGGCGCACCUGAUCAAAUACAAAGAACCCAAAUUCGUGUGUCCCGAAGAGGCGUUCCAGGAAGUGCUCAAGUCCAACCAGAAGGUAGCGAUACAGGGAGCAGCCGCCACCCCCAAUGAACUCAUAGAGGCGAUGUGCAAGGUAGCCAAAUGCAAAAAAUUCACCGGCAUCAGAACCUACCACAUGCACACCGAUGGCCAAUUGCCCUACAGCGAACCAGACUUCGACGGCAUUAUUAGAUCAACGUCAUUCUUUAUGGGCGGUAACGUGAGGAAAGCAGUAGCAGCAGGUUUGGCCGACAAGAUGCCGAUCUUCCUCUCAGAGAUCCCACUGGUCUUUCAUAGAGGCAUGGUGAAGCCAGACAUCUGUCUGAUACACGUGUCACCUCCCGACAGCCACGGUUACUGCACCUUGGGCACCAGCGUGGACUGCGUUCGCGCCGCUAUGGUCGCCAGCAAGUACAUCGUAGCUCUGAUCAACUGCCAAAUGCCCAGAACGUUCGGCGACUCCAUCGUCCACAUCAGCCACAUCGACUUUGCCGUAGAGAUCGACAGGAAAUUGCCAUCGCACAAGUCAAAGCCGCCUUCGAAGGAGGAGGUGCAAAUUGGAAAGCACGUGGCCGAGAACAUCGUGGAGGAUGGAGCUACAUUGCAAAUGGGCAUCGGCAGCAUCCCAGACGCCGUGCUGGCGGCCCUUACGGGCCACAAGAACCUCGGCAUCCAUUCGGAGAUGUUCUCCGAUGGUAUCUUGCCGUUGGUAGAGAAGGGGUGCAUCACCAACAACAUGAAAAAGUACCACCAGGGUAGAACUGUGGGUUCGUUUUUGGUGGGUUCGGAGAAGCUGUACAAAUUCGUCGACGAUAAUCCCUCCAUAGAGAUGCUGGUGGUGGAUUAUGUUAACAACAAUGACGUGAUCAAGGCGCUGCCGAAAAUGACGGCGAUUAAUACGUGCAUCGAAGUCGACCUAACGGGACAAGUUUGCUCGGAUUCCAUCGGGACCAGAAUGUAUUCCGGUUUCGGAGGGCAAUUGGACUUCCUUAGAGGUAGCGCUGAAGCUUACGAUGGUAAAGGGAAGCCGAUAUUAGCUUUAAAAUCGAUGACGAGCAAAGGCGAGAGUAAGAUAGUGCCGUUGUUGAAGCCUGGGGCAGGUGUCGUUACCACCAGAGGUCACGUACACUUUAUCGUUACCGAACAUGGAGUGGCGAAUUUAUUUGGAAAAAAUUUGUUGGAAAGAGCCCAAGCACUCAUCAACAUUGCGCAUCCCAAGCAUAGAGAAGCAUUGGAAAAAGAAGCGUUCAAGCGAUUGAAGAGGAAGCCUUCACGCCCUCCUUGCUAAUUUUUAGAAACUUACACAUGCCUGUGUGUUAAAUUAAACUCGAGUAAUCGGUAAUUUUUUCCUAAGUUUAGAUAAGAAAUAAAGCUGAAUUUUUGUCAAAGGCCUAUAGCAUCUAUAAUCUAUAAUCAAGUGGUAAAGGGC